This is a messenger RNA of Vigna unguiculata (cowpea), 2012 nucleotides long. Its product is annotated as isocitrate dehydrogenase [NADP]-like. Gene Ontology annotation, molecular function: isocitrate dehydrogenase (NADP+) activity; magnesium ion binding; NAD binding. Gene Ontology annotation, cellular component: mitochondrion. The record is from RefSeq and is a predicted model, not a curated record. Gene Ontology annotation, biological process: NADP+ metabolic process; isocitrate metabolic process. NCBI's taxonomy places the organism in Eukaryota, Viridiplantae, Streptophyta, Magnoliopsida, Fabales, Fabaceae.
GGAAAACGUUGAGGUAAAGCGGUUGUCGCUUGUCGCUUGUCGCUUGGCCAUCAAGCUGUAAUCACAGUAAGCUCCAAGAGAUUCACCGAGUCACAACUUCAGAAACGGAUGCUAAGACCAGCAGCGCUUCGUUUAAGCGCUAUCAUCACAAUGGUUUCUUCAGCGUCUCUCAGAAACCCUAACUUCCUCAUUCCUUCAACUUCGACAACGCUCCUUCGCUCUCGCCUUCUUCCCCUCCACACUCUCUCCUUCUCCAAUCGCCUCUCGCUCCGAUGCUACGCUGCACGCGCCGCCUUCGACCGGCUUCCCGUUCUCAAUCCCAUCGUCGAAAUGGACGGUGAUGAAAUGACCAGGAUUAUAUGGAGCAUGAUCAAGGAUAAACUUAUAUUUCCUUACCUGGAUUUGAACAUAAAGUAUUUUGAUCUUGGACUUCAGAAUCGUGAUGCUACUGAUGACAAAGUUACGGUGGAAAGUGCUGAAGCCACUCUCAAGUACAACGUUGCUGUGAAAUGUGCAACAAUAACUCCUGAUGAGGCCCGAGUCAAAGAAUUUGGACUGAAGUCUAUGUGGAGAAGCCCCAAUGGCACAAUCAGGAAUAUUUUAAAUGGCACUGUUUUCCGUGAACCAAUAAUAUGCCGCAACAUACCAAGAAUCAUUCCUGGAUGGAAAAAACCCAUAUGCAUCGGUAGGCAUGCUUUUGGUGACCAGUAUCGUGCCACUGAUGCAAUAAUUGGAGGACCAGGGAAGCUCAAAUUGGUAUUUGUCCCAGAGAAUGGUGAUGCUACAACGGAGCUCGAAGUUUACAAUUUCAAAGGACCCGGAGUAGCACUUGCUAUGUAUAAUGUUGAUGAGUCCAUUCGAGCAUUUGCCGAAUCAUCAAUGGCGCUGGCUUUUGCAAAGAAAUGGCCUCUUUACUUGAGCACCAAAAACACAAUUCUGAAGAAAUAUGAUGGCAGGUUUAAGGAUAUAUUCCAGGAAGUGUAUGAAGAAAGGUGGAAAAUAAAGUUUGAAGAGCACUCGAUAUGGUAUGAGCAUAGGCUAAUUGAUGACAUGGUAGCAUAUGCAGUCAAGAGUGAAGGUGGAUAUGUUUGGGCUUGCAAGAAUUAUGAUGGUGAUGUCCAAAGUGAUUUACUAGCUCAAGGAUUUGGCUCCUUGGGUCUCAUGACUUCUGUGCUGUUAUCUUCUGAUGGCAAGACAUUAGAAGCUGAGGCAGCUCAUGGAACUGUAACUCGACAUUUCCGGCUUCAUCAAAAGGGACAAGAAACUAGUACAAACAGUAUUGCUUCCAUAUAUGCAUGGACACGAGGACUGGAACACAGAGCCAAGUUGGAUAAUAACGAAAAAUUACUGGAUUUUACUAAAAAAUUGGAGGCUGCAUGUGUUGAGACAGUGGAGUCGGGAAAGAUGACUAAAGAUCUUGCAAUUCUGAUUCAUGGACCAAAGGUAUCAAGGGAAUUUUACUUGAAUACAGAGGAAUUUAUUGAUGCUGUGGCACAUAAUCUUGAGACAAAGCUCCAAGAUCCUGUAGCGUAGGUUUGAUGUAAGAAAAAACACAUGUCGGAAAUUUUGAGUGGUGCUUUAUUUUUUAAGCCCAAUGAUAAUGAUGUUGGUUGGAUUCAUGGUCCCUAGAAUGUCAGAAACUUUAAUUAUUUGGAGGAGGGGUGUCCUCACAAUUUCAUUUUAGAUUCUUUGUGUUUUGUCCUCUGCACUCCUGUCCCAUUCUUGCACUCCACCAUCGAAGCAAUAAAACGGUAAAAUUCCAGAGGAUGAUGGUCCAGCAAAAUUGAGAAACUUCAAUUUUCUGGUGAGAAAGAAAGAAUUCAGGUCUUCUCAAUUUCUUGUUUUUUCUUUCCACAACCCUUUCUGUCAUAUUUUAGGGAGGAAUGUCACUUAUAUGCCUUCUAACACACUAUUUUCGUUCGGUGGAAUUUACUGAAACUUGCAAAAUUCUGAGUCAUUAUGCUUGUAUCUGUUUUUGGUUCUUUGAAAGUUCAUAAACUUUGUAUUUUGUC